Gossypium arboreum is the source of this 1404-nucleotide messenger RNA. RefSeq lists its product as uncharacterized. NCBI's taxonomy places the organism in Eukaryota, Viridiplantae, Streptophyta, Magnoliopsida, Malvales, Malvaceae. The transcript has 3 exons. The record is from RefSeq and is a predicted model, not a curated record. The coding region runs from base 1 to 1404 and encodes 467 amino acids.
AUGGAGAAAAAGUCAAAUGAAAGCUUCAGACAGUACGCACAAAGGUGGAGAGAAGUGGCCAUACAAGUUCAACCGCCGCUUCUAGAAAAAGAGACGACAAUACUCUUUAUUAACACCUUGAAAGCCCCUUUUAUCACUUAUAUGUUGGGAAGCGCCACCAAGAGCUUCUCCGACAUAGUGAUGACGAGAGAAAUGACCGAAAAUGCUGUAAGGAGCGGCAAGAUAGAAUCGGGAGAGAGUGCUAGGAAGUUAGCCCCGAGAAAAAGGGACAAUGAAGUAAACAACACGAGCACAUUCAACAAAGGGCAGUCCAAGUCAAUUACCGUAAAUCAACCCAAAACGGUGACUACCAAUCAACAAAGCUCUUAUCCCCUUUCUACCUGGAGCCACUGCAGCCCCCGUAUCCCAAAUGGUAUGACACAAAUGCCCAAUGUGAAUACCAUAGGAAUUACUGGGCACUCAAUCGAAAAUUGCACUGCGUUCAAGAAAGUGGUCGAAAGACUCAUUAAGGUGGGAAUCGUGAGAUUUGAUGAUCCAGCCACGCCCAAUGUAGUAGGAAACCUACUCCCCAAUCAUACCGACCAAGGAGUGAAUGGUAUAAGUGAAGGCUUGAACAAGAAGACCAAGUACGAGGUGGCAGAAGUCAAGACCCCGUUGAGGCGGGUAUGGAAAGAGAUGACCAAGAGAGGAUUGAUAGCAUUGGAUCCAAGGGAAGAAUCCGAAGAAGAGAGAAACUACUGUGAGUUUCAUGACGAGGUGGGGCAUGAAAUCCAAGAAUGUGUCGAAUUCAGGGCCCUCGUGCAGAACAUGAUAGAUAACAAAGAAACAGAAUUCUAUGAAGAAGCUAAAAGCCCCAUAGAGGGAAAUGUAUGCGCAUCCGAGGGAGAAUCAAAGGCGCAGAAUCAAAAACCUAAUUAUCCCGUGGUGAUCAUUUCGAGACCCAAAAAUAAUGAAGCUGGAAUACCGGGAAAAGAGAGCCUGGUUGGCGCUUCAAGAGGGGAUCAAGACAGAGGUUCCUAUACAUGUAGCGGGAGGCAUUAUGAUACGGUGAAUGAGGAGGAACAACCCACAAAAGGAAAAGCCCAGGUGGUCGAGAAAAUGAAGGGAAAAGCAACCAAACUUGUUAAUGAGCCAAUUAACGAAGAGGAGGCCAAGGAGUUUUUAAAAUUCCUAAAGCAUAGCGAAUACAGUGUGGUGGAACAGCUACGUAAACAACCAGCCCGCAUUUCAGUACUGGCCUUACUUCUAAGCUGGGAAGUUCAUCGUAGCACACUAAUGAAGGUCUUAAACGAGACAUAUGUUGCCAAUGAUAUAUCUGUUAGCAAGCUGGAUCGGUUGGUGAGCAACAUAAAUGCCGACAAUUAUAUCUUCUUUAAUGGUGACGAGAUACCACCCGGGGCAUGA